AUGGCAGUGAACUGCACCACCGCCCUCGUGACCACUGAAAGCGGCAGUGGCACAAGGAACGAUCCGAUGGCCAUACUAUGGCAGCAUGAGCGGCACGUGCUGGUGUUCACGCGUGCCGGCAAGCCCGUCUUUUCUCAGCAUGGCGGCGAAGAGCAGCUCAGUCCAUUGUGUGCCCUCCUUCAGGUGCUGCUGCACAUCCAGGAAGGCGAGGAGGGCGGCAGUGAGCAACGCGGGAGGCUGUCCCAGCCUGCGCCCAGGUCAGAUGGCGCCGCCUUCUCCGUGUCCGUUAAAGAUGAGGUGCGCCAGGUCGUCUACUAUCAGUCACGACCGACGCCAGGUCAGAUUAGUCAUCAAGGUGAUGUAAGCGGGCAAGUCCAGGCCCUGACGUUCUUCUUCUACAUUCAGGGUGAGCUGAUGUACGUUAUGGCAGUGCGCAGCGUGGACUCGUCACCGUCAGCAGGCACCGUAGAGAUGUCAAGAGCUCAGGGAGACUGCAAACCACCACCAGUGGCCAGCUACUGCCAGGCGCAGCUGCGGCACGUCCACCACUGCAUUCUCCUCGUGCUUCCUACUAUCAAUGACCUGCUGACAAGGUCGCCCGGACUGGACGUCAUGGCUACGUACACGUCGGCCGACCGCGCGGCGCUUCGGGAGCUCAUCGAGUCCUACCAGACCGAGCUGACUUACGCUGUUGGUGCGGUGGCCACGCUAGCCCUCAGCGUAGAGAAGCGUCGAGUGGUGGAAGAAGCGCUGCUACGCUGUUACCGUAGCUGCGCCGACGCCGCAGUCGGGCCGCCAGCGCACCAGUUGUUCAGCUUCCUGUACUUUAAAAACUAUCUUGUGGCGGCCGUCGGACCCCCUGAGACGUACACUGUGGACUCCAACGUCGACGUGUCCGCACCCCUUGCGCUGGGUCCCGACACUGCACUUUGCGGCGGUCUGCAUGUCGACGACACUCUUCUUCUCUACCGCUACGCGCGCUCGCUGGUCUCACGGCAGUCGGGUGAGGCAUGGGUGCCGGUGUGCCUGCCACGCUUCAACAGCACCGGCUACCUCUGGUGUUACGCCGUCAACUUAACUCACUACGCGCGGGAGCUCCGUCAGCAGCAAGGCCUGACAGUGUGGCCGAAGGUGUGGGAGGCACACGCGGAGCUGGAUGUACUGCUGCUGCACGUGUCUGCCUCACAGGACGACUUCACGGCGCUUUCUCGCAGCACCCGGCGCUUCACACAGCUUCUUUACGCGCCAGCAGUGGGGGACAACUUCUUCUACCGCUUGGAAGAGGAGCUCUACCACCGCACACCGGCCCCCUUGACGGAACUCUUGUCCUUGUCCCGCGUGUCUUUUUCUACCUGCUCCUCGUAUGAUGUGUCUGGCCGCACUGGCGGAGUGCCCCUAUGGUACGGUGUGGUGAUCCAAGACAGCGACGCAGCCUUCCUCAACGCUGCUCAAGGCAAAUAUGCCAAAGCAACGACGUGGGCGGCAACAGCAACCAAGCGCACGCUUGACUGCCCCUCAGCGAGCAUUCGGCUGCUCUUUGAGAGUCAGCCGUCACCGUGGCUCGACCUCACUACCGUGGAAGAUGGCAAGGAGUUCCGGCAGCUUCUCUCACGCUACCAGGAGCAACUGCGAGCGGCCCCCGCUUCCACUGCGGCUCCUUGCAUGCUGUUUGUGCGCCACAACAAUGCCAUCGCCUUUGCACUGAUUCAGCCGACUCCAGCCACCCUGGCGACGCUGGCGAGCCACUUCUUUUCACCGAAGAACCCAUUCGGUGUGCCGAGCGAUGGCGGUAUUGCUGGAUGCGAUGCUGAAGAGGUUUGUCACGAGGACCGAGGCCGCGCGGCUGCCGCCUCUCACUGCGGCGUCUCUUACUCUUUCUGGGUAGAUGCUGUUCGUGCUCUUGGGGUAACAGAGCUCAUGGUGGUCUUUGCGGCUGCCACACCGGAGGCGAUGGCGUGGUAUUGGGUGGCACACCUCUUAUUUAUGGCGGUGCAGCGGCGCGGCCGCUUCGUUGUCCGUCAGCUAAUCGGUGGUCGUCGGUGA
Molecule: messenger RNA, 2043 nt
Organism: Leishmania braziliensis MHOM/BR/75/M2904
Lineage: Eukaryota; Euglenozoa; Kinetoplastea; Trypanosomatida; Trypanosomatidae
Exons: 1
Coding region: 1-2043 (680 amino acids)
Biological process (GO): protein targeting to vacuole; vesicle-mediated transport
Source: RefSeq, a predicted model, not a curated record